GUGCUCCUGCUACUGCACGCAAGCGAAGUUGCCUGUGUCAUACCCCUCUUACGGGUGCGGCGCUCUACACAUCGGGUGGGAUAAGGAGGCUGUCCACCUACCUCAUGUUCUGGCACUUCCGGACCUCCGAGCUACAGACUGAUACAAAGUUCAACGAAGUGAAGAACAAGAUUAGCCUGGGCCUUGGGUGGAUACUGUUUGCUUUCUCCGUGCUGAGUCGUAUGUACGGAAGAAGCUGUAACGGGAGCCGAGGAGCUAGGCGUGGCCGCUGGUCGAGCUGUGGUCGGUACUGGACGAACAUGAAUGGCGGACAUCAGCUGCCAAAUCAAGCUGGUACCGGGCAGUAUAAUCCUGCGCCUGUGCCUCCGGGCAUUGUGCCAACGUAUGUUGUGCCCACUGUACAAGUGCAAGGUGCGCAGCAGCAGCUACCGCCGGUGCAACAACAGGUACCUCCAGCGAAUGCAGCACUGUCCGUCCCGACAAAUGGCGAUGGCCGAUCGUCUAAUCAGAACCAUGGGAAAGGUCCGACUGCGAAUGCUUUUCCAGGCCCAGGUAACCAGGCAUAUUUUACAAAAGAAUACAUGGACAUCUUGGAGGAUAUAAAGUCCGAAAAAGUUCUCGACGCUGCGAAGAGGAAGAUUUCUGGAGGCAGGAUUGGUGGCGUGCGAAUUUCGGGCAGCACAAACGAGAGUUGCAGGUCGGAAGUCCGCUCGAACAGUAAGACCGACGAUAUGAAGGCAUGGGUUACUUCGACCCUCGGAGAUUCACUGAAGUUAAUCACCCAGAAGCUUGAGGAAGUGGACUCAAAAUCCAAGCUGGUGGCCAGCGAGAAGGAGGAGCUAAUGCGACUAAGAGCGGAGAAGGCUACCCUCAAGAAGGUCAAGAAGGAAGCGAGUAGCGAGAAGCGAAAGCGGGUGGCUGUUGUAGCGCCCGCCGCUGUGACGCCUGCCAACAACGCGAAGUCCCGAUCGAGAGGAAGUUCGAAAGGGAGAUCGCGCCGAGUUGAAAUCUCCUCAGACGAGGAAGACACUGCUAUCGGUCAGGUGCGGCAAAACUUGAGUGAAAAACUGGAGAAGAGCAGUGACUUAUCCAAGGUGAAGAAAAUGCUGGCCGCGAUCGCACAAAGUCUCGCCGACGCCAAAGGCAAGCAGCCGGCGGUGGAUCCUGAGGAACAGCCUGUCAAGGAGCAUGGAAUGGAGGAAGAGGACAAUGAAGAUGUGGACGUUGCCGUGAGCACCCCUGAUCAUGAGGAAGAAGAGGUUGACGAAGGUGGGUUGGCCGCGUAUAUGAAGAUGCGGCAGGACUUCUACAUGUCCUUGCAUUAUACCAUGGUGCAGGAACUGUGCAAGCAGGGAGAAAUUUCUUACUUUCGUAAGGAACCAGCAGCUUAGGAAUUAGCGAGGUUGGAUCUGCAAGAAUACGCGGACCAACUAAAUGGUAAUGCCCCAAAUGGG
Molecule: messenger RNA, 1454 nt
Organism: Chara braunii
Lineage: Eukaryota; Viridiplantae; Streptophyta; Charophyceae; Charales; Characeae
Source: the annotation of a GenBank genome assembly